ACUGCGGAACGAGCACGCAAAAGGUCAUUUCCGGGGAAGUGCAGCCACGCUUUGUCGGCUGCAAUAUGGAGGCGAGCAGUGGAAUUGAUGAGCUGGUUUCCGGGGAACUGGUGUCUGUGGCACACGCUCUUUCUCUCCCAGCCGAGUCUUAUGGCAACGAUCCUGAUAUUGAGAUGGCUUGGGCCAUGAGAGCAAUGCAGCAUGCUGAAGUGUACUACAAACUGAUUUCAUCAGUUGACCCACAGUUCCUGAAACUGACCAAAGUGGAUGACCAAAUCUACUCUGAGUUUCGGGAAAAUUUUAAGAAACUCAGAAUAGAUGUAUUGGACCCAGAAGAGCUCAAAUCAGAAUCAGCUAAAGAGAAGUGGAGGCCAUUCUGCUUGAAGUUUGAUGGGAUUGUAGAAGACUUCAACUAUGGUACUUUGCUGCGACUGAAUUGUUCUCAGGGCUACACUGAGGAAAACACCAUCUUUGCACCCAGGAUACAGUUUUUUGCCAUUGAAGUUGCUCGGAACAGGGAAGGUUAUAACAAAGCAAUUUAUACUAGUGCUCAGGACAAAGAGGAAGAGAAAGGAGUCAACAGUGGAAGAGACAAAGGAGCCAGCAGUGGAGGAGAAGAAGAGAAAGGAGCCAACAGAGAAGGAGAAAAAGAGAAAACCAAGAAAGCAGGAGAAAAGGAGAAAGAAGCCUGCAAAGAAAUGAACAAAAGUGGGGAAGCAGCUGUGUAAGGUAGACAGGGACUAGCACUCUAGAAGCUGUGAUUUAACUAAGACUACAAGUACCAUGAUGCUCCUUGCACAGGCCCCUAUGGUCAAAUGUAUUUCCUUGUUCACUGGAAGGACAUAGAGAAGGACAUCUUUCUGGCUAAUCAUUAGGAGCUGCAGUGGUUGUUCUCUUAUAUGAACUGGCUUGAAGACUAUUUGUGGGGUCUUAGUUGGCUGUUUCUUGCUUCUCAUCACCAGUCAAGUAAGAAAUUUUGUAAAUAAAUUUCUUUUGGUUCUUAUGACUGUAUAUCUGUGACUGAAUUUGAAAGGUGUUGAAAAUUAUUUGACACUUGAUUUUUUUUAAGUAUAUAAUCUCUUUGUCAUGUCUUAUAUAAAAUGAUUUAUGCCUGUUUCUUAAUGCUUCUGUUUCCUGUAGUGAAGUUCUCUCAAACCUGUAAAGUUGCACAUGGUUUUGUAUUAGCAGUCCUUACAUAAGAAUUGACUCUUGCCAUUUGAGUGACUACAGCUUUCUCAUUUUAUUUGUAUAUCUCUCAAAAGAUUUGAUAAAUACUCUAUGGGGAUAACAGCAGCAUCCUGAACCUGUCGUACUAGUGAACGCAGCCCAGUUCAUAUUAGAGGAGCAGGAAACUGGACCUGCUUCAGUACCUGCUUCUCUCAUAUCCUAGUUGUUACCUGAAAUGUAGCAGAAAUUAAUAAUUAAAUAUAAAGCCUAGUACAGUGGCUUUCCUUUUAUAAUGCUGUGGACAAUAGCACACAUUUAUACAUUAAUACAAAAUGAAAAUAUUUCUAAAUGGGACUUUGUCAGACUCCAAAAAUAGACCAAUUGAUUUUAUAUGGAUGGGGGAGGCUCCUUCUCAUCUAAUGACUUUUAAGAGAGCAUGUUUUCAGUUAUCUUCACAAAUGCAUAGAUCUGUGAAUGUCCCCAUAGACAUACUGACUUUGCUAAAACUAGUUAGAGGAAGCUGCAAUGUUUAUAGUGCAUACAGUAAAUACUCUUAAAAGUCUAACCACAGCAUGAUCAUGCAAGUCAGUAUUUACCAUAGCAGAAGAGGGGGAAUGAGACUUUUUUCUCAGUGGACACAGGAGACAAAUAAAAAUUAAACUUAAUUGAUGAGUUGUCCCCUAGGCAAGAGCUGCACUAGAGAUGCAUACAGCCAGCAGCAACAAUUGUGCACAGAGUUGGUUUCUCCAUGAAUUCUCUUUGGCCAGUUCUUAAAAAUGUUUAAAACAUCUGUUAAAGUUUUCAUUUUUUAUGUUUUUUAAAAGGUAGGAGAGUGUUAAAUACAUUAUAUUAGGCAGACUUUUUGAGAUUAAGAACGUUUUACUGUAUUAACUUUCUCUUUGAUUGAUUUUACAGAGAAUACGAAACAUACUGUUGAUAAUCAGACUGCUUUAAAACAAGAGUUCUGUCCAAGAACUAGGUUAUAAAAACUGGGAAAAAGAAGGGGAAUAAGAACACAGAACACUUUGCACUGACCAUUUGAUUUUGAGUUGAUCAAAAGGGAUAAUAUCCUGGGUGGGUCUGGCCUAAUCAGGUGAGUCCCUAAAGGAGACAAGAAGCAGUAGCAGAUGUUCUGUUGGCCUUGAAGAAGCAAACAGAUAUGUGAGGGAAGGGGGAGUAUGUGGCAAAGAGCUGAGGGUGGCAUUUGGGAGCUGAGAGUGCUCCCAGGCUGAGAGCCAGCAAGAAAAUAGGGAUUUUACUCCUGCAGUUCAAAGGAACUGAAUUUUGUCAACAACUGGUGAGCUUGGGAGAGGAACUCAAGCCUCAGAUGAGAUUGUAGUCCUGGUUGAUAGCAUGAUUUCAGCCCUGUGAGACUUUUAACUUAAGACUUUAAGUCAUACUUGGACUCCUAACCCACAGGACUGUGAGAUAAUAUAGGUAUUGUGUUAAGCCACUAACUAUGUGGCUGUUUGUUAUAGAGCCAUAGUAAACUACACAGACUUUGAUAAUGAAAGUGGACUGCUGCUGUAACGUACCUAAAGUGUGGGAAUGGCUUUGGAAUCAGGCAGUGGGUGGAGGCUGGAAGAAUAUUGAGGAGCGUGACAGAGAAAGCCUAAAUUGCCUUGUACAGACUGUCAGUGGAAAUAUGGACUUUAAGGAUGCUGCUGUUGAGAGAUCAAAAGGAAUUACUGUUGUUAUUGGAAACUGGAAGAAGGGGGAUCCUAUUAAUAGGUGGUAAUAUUGCAGUUAGCGGCCAGAAAGUUUGAGAUUUGAGUCCUAGCUCUGAAUUAUUUGGAUGAUAUGAAGCCAGGCUUGACAUAGUGUGCAAAUAUUUGUGAUUUAUUCAGAAUGUGGUACCUCUCCAGUUAUUUAUCUCCAUGACAUCUUUUGGAGGUAGGGAAAGAGCACAGACUAAUUUUUGCAUUUACAGAAGGGAAAACUGCAGCCGUUUAAAAAAUUUAAGCCAUUAAGUUUGUUACAGCAGCAAUAUGAAACUAAUAAAGAAAGCAUACUGAACACUGCUCCAAAAGUGGAGACAUUCACUGCACUGUCAUUAUUUAUUUUGAAAUUAUAGUUUAAACAAGGAUAUGUUGUACCAGAUGAUUGGAGACAUGAACUGCACCCAAAGUGAGCUUCAAUAAUUCUAAAUCGUUUUGAAGUUACUUUCCAAAGGAACUUCUGUAGCUGAGUCUGUGUGUGUCAUGUGUCAUGUGCCAUUGGUAUAACUGGGAAUUCUCUAAAUUUGCUUCUAUGUACAAUACAAUGCUUAUUAAUGAAUAUGUGCUCAUUUGGAAUAUAUAUAUGUGUGUGUGUGUAUAUAUGUGUGCGUGUGUGUGUGUGUGUAUAUAAACUCAACGGUAACUUCAUGAAUUGUUUAGACCUUGGACCAAGAAAAUGUGUUUCUGGUGAAGUGUGUUUUAUCACUGACAUUGUUUAAAAUUGCCAGAGCAUGGUGAUAAUUAAAGCUGACCAGGUUUUUGUUGUUUUUAUUACGGUUUUUAAAUUUUCUACAGAUAAUGCAGCUUUUUUUUUUUUGGCUUGCACUCAGUGUAGAUGAUUCUCAGUACCCCACAUAGGUACUCCACAGUUGCUUUCAUAUGUUGUUUAUUCAGAUAAAUAGUUAAUAUCUUAACUGAUUAUUCAGAAUUAAGGCCUGUAUGUAUGUUAUGUUAAUGGUCUUUUUUCUAUGCCUACAUUCUUAUCCCUAGAAAUAUGGAAGCAUUAUGAAUGUCAACAUGUUGAUCUCCUGAAUUGCAUGGCUGUCACAUGAUGACUAUAUAAAUGACUGGCUAGCUUUAAGCUUUCCCUGCUCUACUCAGGGUUUCUCUGAAAUCCUCAGUAUAAAUUUUACUUUCUUGAAGUCAGUAUUUAUGUUUUCAUUUUAUAAAUUGAAAACCAGAUUGAAUUAUAAUUUGCCAUCUGUCACAUAAGUGAUGGUGUUUUUGAUUAUGGAUCUCAUUGUUUUUCCAAAAUCCAAAUUCCCAUUCUAGAAUAAGCUUCUUGCUAGAAUAGACAGAUGAUUUGGAUAAGGAAUUGAAGUAUUCAACAAUCAGAAAGCAUUCUGUUGUGGAGUGAUGCACUAAAAUAGUUAAACUCCUCGAGACAUUUUCAAUUUCUCUUUGUCUUUUUCCUUCUAAGAGAUUCCUUUUUACAUAUGCAACUGAGACAUUUAAAAAGCAUUAUAGUAUAAUUACUAUAUCACUGUAAUCUUUCUUCAAUUUCAAAAUUAUAUUUUAAUUUCUUAACCUUCAUUAUGAACUGAAUUUGGCUAACACAUUUUCCUCAAGUGCUUGUAGUUUAUUACUUUUUUUUCUCUCUGAGGCUUACUCUAUCUUCCUGAAAUCUUCCUGAAAUAAGCAUUUUUGGGUUAAAUUGUUGGAAGCUCUAGUAUGUAUUAUUGGUUGGUUUUUACAUUGUAAAGAAAAUAAAGGAAAUUAAAAAUUACAGGAUAAGCCUUUGCAACUGGAAACUAUCUCAGAAACCUAAUUCAGAAAUCUGAUUUUUCUCUGAAAAAAUAAAAAUAAGACACUAAAGGAUGUGCUUUACCCAGUUGAAAAUCCUCUAUGUAUGUAUAGAUUGUUUAUUAACUUCUUGUCCUUCCUGUUAGACUAAGAACACUGCACAAGACAUCAUUCCACAAGGUUUCCAUUGUCCUAGAUAUAUCCCUGCACAAGACACUUUCUUCUAGAAAACAGUUCUAAAGUAAUCUCCAUGCUUCUCCAUGAUUUAGGAUUCUUAUGGUGUCCUUUCUGUUUACACUAAACUCUACCUGGCCAAUCUUACACAAUUCUGAGACUUUUGGAUUUUACUUAAAAUCACAAUAAUUUAAAAUUUUACAUGUUCUUGACUUUUUAAAAAAUUUUUAAAUUAUUUAUUUAUGGCUGUGUUAGGUGUUCAUUGCUGCACGCAGGCUUUCGCUAGUUGUGGUGAGUGGGGGCUACUCUUUGUUGUGGUGCUCAGGCUUCUCAUUGCAGUGGCUUCUCUUGUGGAACACUGGCUCUAGGCGCGCUGGCUUCAGUAGUUGUGGUACUUGGGCUCUAGAGCGCAGGCUCAAUAGUUGUGGCACAUGGGCUUAGUUGCUCCACAGCAUGUGGGAUCUUCCCGGACCAGGGCUUGAACCUGUGUCCCCUGCAUUGGCAGGGGGGGUUCUUAACCACUGCACCACCAGGGAAGUCCUUGAAUUUUUAUUAAAGAAAAUAAGACUUCUAAAAAUUUUGUCAAUCUUAAGGUCAUUUUUCUCCCCCAGAGUCACUAAGGCUUACGUGCUGUCCUUU
Molecule: messenger RNA, 5441 nt
Organism: Hippopotamus amphibius kiboko
Lineage: Eukaryota; Metazoa; Chordata; Mammalia; Artiodactyla; Hippopotamidae
Gene: PBDC1
Product: polysaccharide biosynthesis domain containing 1
Exons: 6
Coding region: 66-728 (220 amino acids)
Cellular component (GO): cytoplasm
Source: RefSeq, a predicted model, not a curated record